AUGGCACUCCCAACUAUCCUCCACCUCUUCUCCCCAUUCAAAAACCCGGCGCCCUACCACCUCCUAACCUACAGCACCCUCCUCGGCACCUCCCUCUACCAAGCCUUUAUAUUGACAAAAGUCUGCUACAAAGCCCUCUCACCAUCCUCUUUCACUACUCUCCAAAAGCGAGUAUUCCCAGCAUACUUCAUACUACAAACACUCCUCUUACUUCUCACAACUGUCACGUUCCCACCAUCUGGCCCAGUAUCGCUUAUCCAUGAGAAGGGGGAUGGGAUACCCCUUGGAAUCGUAAGUCUGAUGGCGAUACUGAAUUUAUUUAUUUAUGGACCGAGGACGGGGAGGACGAUGGUGGAGAGGAUUCAUCAGGGUAUGUUGAGUGGUGGUUCGAGAGUUUAGACGUUUACUGACUUAGUGGUUGAUUUAGAAACAAGGGAUGGGAGGAAGUUUAAUGAGGUGAAUGUUAGUGUAGAGAUGCAGGCAAAGAAGAAGGCUUCUCCUAGAGCCCAUGCUAUGUGUAUUCAUUUGAAUUUGUUGGCGGUUUUGGCUACAGGUUGGUAUGGAGUGCGAUUGGCUUCGAGAUUGGAUUUUCAAUGA
This is a messenger RNA of Hymenoscyphus albidus, 597 nucleotides long. The record is from the annotation of a GenBank genome assembly. NCBI's taxonomy places the organism in Eukaryota, Fungi, Ascomycota, Leotiomycetes, Helotiales, Helotiaceae.